Talpa occidentalis (Iberian mole) is the source of this 475-nucleotide messenger RNA. RefSeq names its product BOLA class I histocompatibility antigen, alpha chain BL3-7-like. Gene Ontology annotation, molecular function: signaling receptor binding; peptide antigen binding. Gene Ontology annotation, cellular component: external side of plasma membrane. Bases 50 to 475 code for a protein of 141 amino acids. NCBI's taxonomy places the organism in Eukaryota, Metazoa, Chordata, Mammalia, Eulipotyphla, Talpidae. The record is from RefSeq and is a predicted model, not a curated record. Gene Ontology annotation, biological process: positive regulation of T cell mediated cytotoxicity; antigen processing and presentation of endogenous peptide antigen via MHC class I via ER pathway, TAP-independent; antigen processing and presentation of endogenous peptide antigen via MHC class Ib. The transcript is spliced from 3 exons.
UCAACAGCGACUCUCCCAGGGCCAGAGUGUGGAGACGCGGGCGCCCUGGAUGGAGCAGGUCUGGCAGGAGGAGCAGGACGAGGAGAAGCAGCACCAAAGGGACAACACACUGAGGUUCCGAGCGCAGCUGGACACCCUGCGCGGCCUCUACAACCAGAGUGAGACCGCGGACACGGCUGUUCAGAUCACCUGGCGAGAGUGGGAGGCCCAGGGUGUGGCAGAGCACUUCAGGAACUAUGUGGGGGUCAGGUGCGUGGAGUGGCUGCGCAGAUUCCUGGAGUACGGGAAGGAGACACUGCAGCGCACGGGUAAGAGGGUCUCCCUGCAGUGGACCCAAAAAAUUUCCCUGAAACUCGUGUCGCACUCUGCUGAAAGGCAUGAGGAGCCUCUGUCGACGUCUCUGGCCAGCACCAGCACUGCCCCUGAGGAAACUAGGGGGGCCCUUGGGACAGGUCAGGCCACGCCAGGGCUCUGA